Messenger RNA from Acinonyx jubatus (cheetah), 9202 nucleotides. It is a transcript of the gene SLC38A6, whose product is annotated as solute carrier family 38 member 6. The coding region runs from base 439 to 1809 and encodes 456 amino acids. The record is from RefSeq and is a predicted model, not a curated record. The transcript has 16 exons. Lineage: Eukaryota; Metazoa; Chordata; Mammalia; Carnivora; Felidae. Gene Ontology annotation, molecular function: L-glutamine transmembrane transporter activity. Gene Ontology annotation, biological process: L-glutamine transport; amino acid transmembrane transport.
AGCACCCGGGCGGUGGGUGACCUCGCGACCUGCGCCAAGAAGCGCGUGGCGGAGAGCAGACCUUGGAGGACGGGUACUACCACCUGACCCUCAGCCUCUCGGAUCAGGGGCACUGCGGUCACCACUUCACCAACGUCACCAUCCCAAUUCCCGGCGCCGCUCGGCGGUUGACUCCAAGUCUAGACCCCUCACCUCAUGCUCUGGUGCAGCUCGGAUGAGAGUCGCUCGUGGAAGGGCUGGCCCUCGAUGACAUCAUCACGGUUCGCCACGGAGGGGCGAGCGUCAUCAGAGCCCGUCGAUUCCCUUCUUUCUUCUCCGCCCCGGGCGGUACGGGAACCCGGAAGGGCCGGGCUCUCCGCCCCGCCUCCCGCGCGACUAUUGACUGGAAGGCUGGGGUAGGAGCUCGCAGAUGGACCUGGUUGUCGGCCAGCGAGCAGCAUGGAGGCGCCCUGGGGGAUCGGCAACGCCGAGCGGAGCUGGUACGUCUCGGCCCAGCAGUCCGAAGCGGCGGAGGCGGAAGAGUUGAGCCCGUUGCUAAGCAACGAACUUUACAGACAGGGAUCCCCAGGUGUUUCAUUUGGUUUUUCUGUGUUUAAUUUGACAAAUGCCAUCAUGGGAAGUGGCAUCCUUGGUUUAGCUUAUGUUAUGGCUCAUACUGGCAUCCUUGGAUUUAGUUUCUUGCUGCUGAUAGUUGCUCUCCUGGCUUCCUACUCAGUUCACCUCCUGCUAAGUAUGUGUAUUCAGACAGCUGUGACAUCUUAUGAAGAUCUUGGACUCUUUGCAUUUGGAUUACCUGGAAAGAUGGUGGUAGCAGGCACCAUCAUAAUUCAGAAUAUUGGAGCUAUGUCAUCAUAUCUUGUAAUUAUUAAAACAGAGCUUCCUGCUGCUAUUUCAGAAUUUUUGUCAGGAGGCCAUACUGGGCCUUGGUAUCUUGAUGGACAAAUACUACUAAUAAUCAUUUGUGUUGGCAUUGUGUUCCCUCUUGCACUUCUUCCUAAAAUAGGCUUUCUUGGCUACACAAGUAGUUUAUCAUUUUUCUUUAUGGUGUUCUUUGCUGUUGUGGUAAUAAUUAAAAAAUGGUCCAUCCCUUGUCCUCUGCCAUUAAAUUAUAUAGAACAAUCUUUCCAGAUUUCAAAUGCUACAGAUGAUUGUAAACCAAAGCUCUUUCAUUUCUCCAAAGAGAGUGCUUAUGCCAUACCUACCAUGGCUUUUUCAUUUCUCUGCCAUACCUCAAUAUUGCCCAUAUACUGUGAACUUCAAAGCCCUUCAAAGAAAAGAAUGCAAAAUGCAACCAAUACAGCAAUUGCUUUAAGUUUUCUCAUUUAUUUUAUAUCUGCACUCUUUGGGUACCUCACGUUUUAUGACAAAGUGGCAUCAGAAUUACUGCAAGGUUAUAGCAAGUACUUGCCACAUGAUGUUGUUGUCAUGGCUGUGAAGCUAUGCAUACUAUUUGCUGUGCUUUUGACAGUCCCUCUAAUCCACUUCCCUGCAAGAAGAGCUUUAAUGAUGAUGUUUUUCUCCAAUUUUCCAUUCUCAUGGACUCGCCAUUCUUUGAUCACUCUAGCACUCAAUGUUACCAUUGUUUUACUUGCAAUAUAUGUUCCUGACAUUAGGAAUAUAUUUGGUGUGGUUGGUUCCAGUACAUCAACAUGUUUGAUUUUUAUAUUCCCAGGACUAUUUUAUCUUAAACUUAGCAGAGAGGAUUUUCUCUCGUGGAAAAAACUUGGGGCUUUUGUUUUGCUCAUCUUUGGAAUUUUGGUUGGGAAUUUUAGUUUAGCAAUAAUCAUUUUUAAUUGGAUUAGUAAGUGAAACAAAUAUUUUCCCACUUCUUACAAAGAAUAAUUUACCUCUAUAUGCAAAAAGGAAUAAUUCUGUAAAGCACUUUUGAUGAAUCCUUUUUAUAUGGGUAAACAUUUUUACAAACAUUAUUAACAGAAAAGCAGAACAAAAUGGGAAUAGGUAGCGGAAAGUGGAUUUAUAGCAGUUUUAAUUAACAUAAAAUUCAAAAUGUUCUUUGAUAUGUUAGGUCAACCUUUGUAUUUUUUUAAAAAUCAAUAGACUUUAUUUUUUAGGGUAGAUUUAAUGUUUACAGAAACAUUGAGCAGAAGGUACAGAGUUCUCAUAUAUCCCCUGAUCCCCAACACACCCAUAGUUUCCCAUAUUGUUGAAAUCUUGCAUUCAUGUGGUGCAUUUGUUAUACUUGAUGAGCCAAUAUUGAUACAGUACUUGUAAAACAUUUUUUAAGUCUGUUGAUUUUGAGAGAGAGCGAGAACAUGAGCAAGGGAGGAGCAGAGAGAGAGAGAGAGAGAGAGAGAGAGAGAGAGAGAGAAUAUCAAGCAGGCUCCGCACUGGCAGCACAGAGCCUGACACGGAGCUGGAACUCACAAACCAGGAGAUCAUGACCUGAGCCAACAUCAAGAGUCAGACACUUAACCGACUGAGCCACCCGGCUACCCCUUGAUACAGUAUUAUUUACUAAAGUACAGAGUUUGCCUGAGAGUUCACUGUUGAUGCAAGCAUUGGCAACCACUGAUCUUUUGACUGACUUCAUAAAAACUGUGAGCCUUUCCCUGUGAGCCUUUUCUAGGAUGUCAUAUAGUUGGAAUUAUAUAUUAUCUAACCUUUCAGGCUGGCUCUUUCACUUAAACAAAAUGCAGUUAAGUUUCCUCCAUGCAUUUUCAUAUAGCUCAUUUCUUUUUAUUAUUGAAUAAUAUUCCACUGUAUGGAUGGGCCAGUUUGUGUUUUCAUUCACCUGUUGAAGGACCUCUUCCUGGCUUUCAAAGUUAUGAAUAAAGUGUGUACAGGUUUUUGUGUGGAUAUAAGUUUCAGCUUUUUUGGGUUAAUACCAAAGAGCACAAUUGCUGCAUCAUACGGUAAAAAUAUGUUUAGUCUUAUAAGAAACUGCCAAACUGCCUUCCAAACUAGCUGUAAUAUAUUACAUUUCUGACAGCAGUGAAUGAGAGUUCCUGUUGUUCCAUAUCCUCGCCAACAUUUGGUGUUGUCAGUGGUUUGGAUUUUUGUCAUUCUAAUGGGUGUGUAGUUAUAUCUCAUUGUUUCAAUUUGCAUUUCCCUAAUGACAUAUGAUGUGGAGCAUCUUUUCAUAUGCUUAUUUGCCAUCUGUAUAUUUUCUUGGGUGAGGUUUGGAUCUUUUGCCCAUUUUUUAAAUUGGUUUAUUUUCUCACUGUUGGCUUUUAAGCAUUCUUUGUAUAUUUUAGAUACCAAUCCUUUAUCAGAUAAUGUGUUUUGCAAAAAUUCUCUCCCAUUCGGUGGCUUGCCUUCUCGUUCUCUUAACAGUGUUUAUCACAGGCAGAAGUUUUUAGUGUUAUUAAAUGUAUAGAGUCAAUCUUUCAUUUGUUUGUUUUUUAAGAAAUCAGUGUAUUGGCUUUAUAUACAAAAUUGAAUCUUAGCUGUGGGUUAAUGUUGUCAACAUCAAUCACUAAUAACGAAACUGUGGGAUUAUUUCAUUUGGUAUUUUGCCCUGCCUCCCAAUCUUCUCUAAGAAACUUUUGUGAUUUUCCUGUUGUUCAUUAUGACAUAGAGCUGUGAUGAUUGACUGUGGAUUUGGAAGUUCUCUGAGCUUUCUCUUUUGUCACUUAAACACGUGACUUUCUAGUUGGCAAACAGACAAAUAGUGACGAUUUAUAUCAAGUUUUGUGCAGAGGUUAUAAAUCAUUGUUUCCCAUUGAUGUGGCUUACUUUUGGUUGGAAAGCAGAAGCUAGAUCUCUUCUCCCCAUGAGUGCUCUUUGUGAAAGGCACCUUGUUAGCAGCCUACCAAAGCCAGGGUGUAUCAGUGAAAAUGUAAUGCUACCCCUGUGCACAUGUAAAGUAGGGGAUUGCAUGCAAAGCACCAAUUUGCAUGAAUGGAAAUACACACUUUUGCAGGUGCCCCUUUGCUUCCUACUUAGGAAAUGGGCAGAAAAAUUGACAACUGAGCUUCCCUUUUGAGUUAAGAUAUUUCUUUGGCAACUUUGGAUCAGCAUAGUAUAAUGGAAAAAGUCUAAGUUUGAGGGUUAGAAAGACUUAGAUUCAAAUCUCAGUGAGUUUAGACAAAGUACUUAACCUCUCCAAGCCUCCACUUUCAUAUAGGUAUUAAAUGGAAUUAAUACCAAUUAUACAGGGUUGUGUUGAGAGGAUUAAAUGACCCUGUAUAAAUUAGGUGCAGACCAAAACAGGCUCUUAGAUCAGAUACUUAUCCCCUUUCCCCCAUCCCUUCAUCUGGACCAGUAAAAUAAGUUUGCUUUCAAUCAGAGACAGGGAAUUUCUUCGUCUUCCAUCUUGUACAACUAAUAUGUUUAGAAUCUUUCUCUAGCCUUCAUUCACAGGGGAACUGGCCCCAUGUGCACUCUUUUUCAUGUUUUGCCACAGUUCUGCCCCAGCUGUGCUCUCCUACUAAUGUCUUCCUGAAGCUGGGCACUUAGCAUGGUCCCAGGGGCACAGCCAGGCAUGGCUUCCCCUGUGGCUUCAGGUCAGCCAGAGCCUACCAAUCUGAUAAGCUAAUUCUUGUACCCUCUUUUUCUGUUUAUGAAAUUAUAGAUCCAAACACAAAUAGGUGUUCAGCUGCUUACAUAAAUCUAAUUCCAGUAAUACCAAAAUAACACUAAAUCUGCAACAGAUGCAAGGAUGCCCUGUGGGGCAAAUGUUAAAUGUGAUGACAGCUGGGCAUCAGUUAAUACAUUUGUCACCUGCUCAUGGGAUAGGAUCAUGAGAGGUUUGGCAAAGGGACAAGUAACAUAUUGAACAUAAAACUUAGUUAAUAUCAAGAGAUAAUAUUUGUGGAAGUGUUUUUCUUUUAUUUUACUUCAAUAUUCUGCCUUAUCUGGUUGCCUCUUCGGGGUCACAGCUUUCUCUAUGAGUGUGGAGGAAGCUAAUAAGAUGUCAGGUAAGAGCAGUGUCCCCUUCACUAGGAUUACCAAAAACCCUUGUUCAAGUACUCCGCAACAUUAUUCCUGGGAAAUAUAGGCCCUCGCAUUAUGGGCUUAACGUUCAUAAUUUAUUAGGUAAGAACUAUUUAAAAUAAAACUAAGUAAAGUACAAAAUAUAUACUUUUCUAACACUUGGAGACUUGUUUGCUAAAUUAAAAAACGAAGUGCUGAGAAUAUAAAUUACUUUCGUAUGUUGAAGGUGAAUGUUUAAAUUGUACCUUUUUUUUUAACAGAAUGUUUACUCAUGAGCUUAGCAUUUAAAUGGUUAAAACAAGCCUUUGAAGUUAACACUCCAUUAAGAUGAAUGGGGGUAAUUCACACCUCUGCUGGUGCUGUAUUAUUUCAGUCUGGCUGCGGAGAAAACAAGACAGGAGUAGGUUGAUUUACUGUGUGAAGGCCCUUUAAACACCCAAGGUCUGGAAAUCUUUGUGGGUUUUUUUGCCUUUCCAUCUAGAAGCAGAAUCUGAAAUUCAGCACAAUCUGGGUAUAGACCUGGUCUUGAAAGUACCAUACAUUCUCUACUGUGGCAAUUCCUAACUCGCAUUUGAUGGGUAGCUUGUUACCAGAUCAGCCCAACCUCUCUGGCUUUGUUUGUUCCUUUGUUCCUUCUCCCGUGACACCUUUUAAAUUUAAGUUUAGUACCUUGGUAAAUUCACCAAUGGAAAAGCAGAAGCAUACCAUCCAUUUUCAGGUAAACUUUACACAUGCCUUUAAAUGGUUAUCAGCUAAUCACGGGCCUUCUUGUGCUUCUAAAAACAUUUUUACCUUUGCAAAAUCUCAUCUUCUUUAUUUGCCUGUAUAUAAACCUGUAAGACCGUUUUUCUUCUCCCCCGUUUGGGGGGUGAUCUCUGAUGUGAGCAGAGAUCAGCUAGGAAAGAUUCAUUUCUUUCUCCAUGUGACCUUUGGCACCAGUACUCUUCUGUAUUUGAAAUGUGUACCCCCCCAUCCCCCGCCAUUUGUGGAAGUGCUAUAGCCAUCUGACUCUGAAACAUUUUAGAGCCUAGGAAUAAGGUUAUGUGGGCACAAAUGAAAUGGCGAGCACUGUAUGAGAUGUUAAUGAAUUUGGAAGAUCUCUUUUUAAGGUAAACGGAUUUUUCUCUUCUCCAUUCUUGCCCCGUGUAUUUGCCGGAUCAGGUUACUAGAUAAUCUUUGGGUAGCUGGGUGUGGGGUCUCUCGUGCUGACAGUGCCAGUAGAAUAUAUAGAGAUGGAAAAUAGAUGCUAGAAACAAAAGGACUCGAACAGUUAAUUUUAACCUGAUUUUCUUCUUGGCAUGUUGACAGUACUCUCUCUGACUUUAUUAGAAUUAGCCCUAUUGAAAAAAGACUUUGUUUCCUGCCAAUUACUUUGCCUAAAACUUAGGUGUCAUAAUUUUUGGUCUUAGAACUUCUCAGAACCUGAUAUAGUACUGAAACAAUUGUUUUUCUAAUUUAAGCACACAAUUUGUUCAUUUUUCUACAUUAUCCUCCUAUAGUCUUCCCUUAAUGAAGAGGGAAAAAUAAGAAAACAAAAUUUUGGUGAAGGAUAAGUAAAGAUAUUGUGGAUAUGGCUUCCUCAUUACAAUCACUCUUCCUGAACAAUCUGAUCUAUGUUUUUACUAUCAUGAUCCACUGUCCUAGUUUGUGAGGCUGUCCAUCAAGAUGAGCACUUAUGAGGAGCAGGAAGACUCAUCUUGCCUGGUGGCCAGGGGGACAAGUUUUUUCGCCUGUGGGACAAAGGAAAGGGGCAGAGAGGGAAAUUGAGUUGCCAGGGGAAAAAAAAGACAAGUGGAUGAAAAGGCAUUGUCAUAUGGGAUGGUAUAAAGAAACAAGACCUCCAGAGAAAUGUUUCUCACUGUUUGAAUUUGUGUGUGUUUUGUCUUCUACUGAUCAGUGGAUCAAUGCACAACACAGGCAAAGGGGCUGGCUAAUUCACUGAGUAAGUAUUUACUGAGCACAUAAUACACACUAAGAGUUGCACUAGUCCUAAAGUUGUGAAGUUAAAUAAGACCCCUGAAUUUCUUGCCUGAAAAAAGCUCAAAUAAAACUUGGAAUUUUCUGAUUGAACCUUUUCAAGAUGGCCCUGGUAAUGCAACUGCUUAACGCAAAGGAAAACAUAGAUUAAGUCCUAGCCUCAGCAAUUAGACAAUAAAAUGAAAUAAAAGGCAUCUAAAUUGGCAAAGAAGAUGUCAAACUUGCACUUUCCGCAGAUGAUGUGGUACUCUGUCUACAUGGAAAAUCCAAAAGACCACCAAAAAACUGCUAGAACUAAUACAUGAAUUCAGAAAAGUUGCAGGAUAUAAAAUCAAUGAACAGAAAUCAGUCGCGUUUCUAUACAGUAACGAAACAACAGAGAUAUCAAGGAAACGAUCCCAUUUAAAUUGCACCAAGAACCAUAAAAUACCUAGGAAUAAACUUAACCAAAGAGGUAAAAGAUCUGUAUGCUGAAAACUAUAGAAAGCUAAUGAAAGAAAUUGAAGAAGACACAAAGAAAUGGAAAAGCAUUCCAUGCUUAUGGAUGGGAAGAACAAAUAUUGUUAAAAUGUUGAUACUAUCCAAAGCAACCUAUACAAAUGCAGUCUCAAUCAAAAUAUUACCAGUAUUCUUCACAGAGCUAGAACAAACAAUCCUAAAAUUUGCAUGGAACCACAGAAGACGCCGAAUAACCAAAGUAAGGUUGAAAAGAAAACCAAACUGGAGGCAUUGCAAUCCCAGACUUUAGCCUAUACUACAAAGCUGUAGUCAUCAAGACAGUAUGGUAUUGGCACAAAAGCAGACACAUAGACCAAUGGAAUAGAAUAGAGAACACAGAAAUGGACCUACAAAUGUAUGGCCAACUGAUCUUCGACAAAGCAGUAAAGAGUAUCCAAUGGAAAAAUGACAGUCUCUUUGGCAAGUGGCGCUGGGAGAACUGGACAGCAACAUACUGAAGAAUGAAAUUGAACCACUUUCUUACACCAUACACAAAAAUAAAUUCAAAAUGGAGGAAAGACCUAAACGUGAGACAGGAAACCAUCAAAAUCCUAGAGGGCAAAAUGGGCAACAACCUCUUUGACCUCAGCCGCAGCAACUUCUUACUUGACACGUCUCCAAAGCAAGGGAAAUAAAAGCAAAAAUGAACUGUUGGGAUCCCAUCAAGAUUAAGAGCUUCUGCACAGCAAAGGAAACAAUCAACAAAACUAAAAGGCAAACAACAGAAUGGGAGAAGAUAUUUGCAAAUGACAUAAAGGGUUAGUAUCCAAAGUCUUUAGAGAACUUAGCAAACUCAACUCCCAAAAAAACAAAUAAUACAGUGAAGAAAUGGGCAGAAGACAUGAAUAGACACCUCUCUAAAGAAGACAUCCAUAUGGCCAAUAGGCACAUGAAAAGAUGUUCAAUGUCACUCCUCAUCAGGGAAAUACAAAUCAAAACCUCAUUGAGAUACCAUCUCAGACUGGUCAGAGUGGCUAAAAGUAACAACUCAGGAAACAACAGAUGUUGGCGAGGUUGUGGAGAAAGGGGAACCCUCUUGCACUGUUGGUGGGAAUGCAAACUGGUAUAGCCACUCUGGAAAACAUAGUGGAGGUUCCUCAAAAAAAUUAAAAACAGAAUUACCCUAUGUCCCAACAAUAGCACUACUAGAAAUUUAUCCAAAGGAUAUAGGAGUGCUGAUUCGUAGGGGCACAUGUACCUAAUGUUUAUAGCAGUGCUAUCAACAAUAGCCAAAAAGAGCCCAAAUGUCCAUCACCUGAUGAAUGGAUAAAGAAGAUGUAAUGUGUAUGUGUACACACACACACACACACACACACACACACACACACACACACACAGGAAUACUACUCAAUGAUGAAAAAGAAUGAAAGCUUGCCAUUUGCAACAACAUGGAUGGAACUAGAGGGUAUUAUGCUAAGUGAAAUAAGUCAGUCAGAAAGAAAGAUAUCCUGUGUUUUCACUCAUAUGUGGAACUUGAGAAACUUAGCAGAAGACCAUAAGGGAAGGGACGGAAAAAUAAAUUACAAACAGAGAAGCAAACCACAAGAGACUCGUAAUUACAGAGAACAAAUUGAGGGUUGAUGAGGGUGGGGGUAGGGGGUUUGGGAGCAGGGAAGAUGGGUGAUGGGCAUUGAGGAGGGCACUUGUUGGGAUGAGCACUGGGUGUUUUAAUUGGCAAAUCACAGGAAUCUACUCCUGAAGCCAGAACUAUGCUGUGUAUGCUGUAUGUUAGCUAACCUGACAAUAAAUUAUUUAAAAAAAAAAAAGAAAAGGAAAACAUAGAUCUAUAUCUAUAGUUUCAUACAUUUAUGGAGAGAGAGACUUUUUUUUU